AUGGAGAGGUUGGAAUACGAGGCUGAGAAGGAAGCUGUUCUGGAGCGUGUCCACAAGCGGAGUGCAAACCAACUCGUAGCAGAUGGAACAGGGAUCGUUGGCCUGGGGGCCGAGUUCGACCGAAGUGCCGGGAGGAUAACGCUCUACUGGGAGUACGGUCAUUUGCCUUACUUGAGCGAGAUCUCCAGAGGAACGGGGAAAACCACGCAAAAGGAGAUUGGAAAAGUAUUGGUUUCCCUGGCAGGCCGCACUGUGCUCAUCAGCACUGUGGAUGGUGGAGUCGACGUUGAGGAUGCCUCCAAGACCAUCUCUGGGGAAGUGGAGAGCGUCUCCAGUGACUGCAUGGUCGUUGUUACCCAGUACGAGAGGCUGCCUGCCGGCAGGCGAGGUGGUCGCAACCAUCUUUUCCGCGCAGACCUUGGCCCGAACAUCGUGGCAUACAAGCGUCAGCCAUGGUUCGAGGAUGCCGGCAUUGGCUGCUGGCUGCAUUACCGCUGCAAUGCCACUUGUCCGGGGCUGUUCUUUGAGCUGAAAGCGAAGAGUGCCGGGCCAGCGGAGUGCUUCAAGGCGACUCCCGGGCACGGGCACAGCGUGCAUGGAAGCUACGAAGCAGAUGGACCGAACGAGGGGGUCCUGGUUACCUUGACCAGCGGCUCCGGCAAGGAACUCUUCCGAAAUGCCAACCCGUCGGGUCGCUUCAGCAUCGAGGUGAUGGAGGAGCUUCCGCAUAAGCUCUGUUUCGAGAGCUCCGUGGAAGAAAGUCAGAUGGUAAGCUUCAACUUCCACGUGGAUGAGCACGGAGACGGUACGGACCACCACGACAAAGAGCACAUGGAGUAUGUGACAAAAGAGCACACAGACAAGGUUGAGGAGCUGGUCGCCAAGCUAGAGACAAAAGCCAAUGACAUCCUCGACCAGCAGCAGUACGCCAUCACCCGUGAGGCAGUGCACCGAGAGACAGCUGAAUCCACCAACGCGCGUGUGAUGUGGUGGACCCUUGCGGAAGUGGCUGUCCUGAUCAGCCUGGCUGCCUUUCAGGUCUACUAUCUCCGGUCAUACUUUGAGGUGAAGCAGAUAGUGUAG
Messenger RNA from Symbiodinium necroappetens, 1083 nucleotides. The record is from the annotation of a GenBank genome assembly. NCBI's taxonomy places the organism in Eukaryota, Dinophyceae, Suessiales, Symbiodiniaceae.